This is a messenger RNA of Lactuca virosa, 2254 nucleotides long. The record is from the annotation of a GenBank genome assembly. NCBI's taxonomy places the organism in Eukaryota, Viridiplantae, Streptophyta, Magnoliopsida, Asterales, Asteraceae.
AAUUCUCACCAACAUCAACUGCACCCCAUUAAUUUCUUCCAAUAAAUGGUCCAUUACUGGCCCAAUUUUGAGCUUUCCCUUCGUUUAUGCUUAAUACUUGUACGACUUUUCAAUUUCAAUAAUAUUGAAACAUGAUUCUUCACCUUCUCCUCUUUUCUGUGAUUCUGGUAAUCGCAUCAUCAUCAUCAGCAGCAUCUGUCGGAGCAAAGUGCAAUCGCGUUUGUAAAGGAAGUAGUCGCGAUAUCCCAGUUCGUUUCCCAUUCGGAUUCUCCGACGGUUGUGAAGUCCCUCUUACUUGUGCAGAUACCGGAGAACUUCGUAUUGGCAACUACACGGUUCUGAAUCUAACCAGAGAUCAUAUACUGAUUAAUUUGCCGGCUAAAUGCGAUCGCCGGUUUGAAGAAAUCCGACUACUCAGAAACCAAAAUUAUGCCCUCACAAAGCGAAAUGAGUUGCUGUUGGGAAACUGUAGCGAGGGCUUGAAUAAAUGCGCGGUCUCAAUGAGUUACUAUAACUCAUCAAGUUGUAGAUUACCUAAUAGCAGCUUAAAUUGCUACUCAGAUGAUGACCUUGGUCGCGUAGAGUUUAUGACAAAUGAGUUUAUGGAUUUGACUAAAUUAGAUAUGGCCGAUUGUCGGGUUCUGUACUCGGCGAUUACCGUUGUUUUGGACGGAAACAGUACGCAGAGGUCGUCGUUGUCGAUGGGGUUUCAGUCGGCGGAGUUGGGGUGGUGGGUGCACGGGGAUUGUCAUUGCCAUCACCAAGCGGUCUGUGAGAACAUAUCAAUUUAUAAUGCGAUGGCGGGGUACCGAUGCUACUGCAAUAAGGGAUACGACGGAGAUGGAUUCGUCAACGGCGAUGGUUGCAGGAGAGUCUCAAAUUGCAAUGCUUCAAAAUACAUGUCUGGUGAAUGUGGUGGAACCACAAGAGUAGUUGUUCUAAUCGGAGGGAUUGUUGCGGGAGCAUCUUUAAUGUCCAUUAUAGCACUUAUUUGCUACUGCAUUAGAAAGCGAGCUAUUACAAGAAACCAAAUGAGUACAAAGCGCAUCCUUUCAGAAGCCACAGGGAGCUUCAAUGUACCAUUUUACCCCUACAAAGAAAUCCAAAAGGCAACAAACGGUUUCUCUGAGAAACAAUGGUUAGGUAUAGGAGCAUAUGGCACAGUUUAUGCUGGAAAACUCAACAGCAACGAAUGGGUUGCCAUUAAAAAGAUCCGACACAUAGAAAAUUAUGGAAUUGACCAAGUCAUGAAUGAAAUCAAGCUUUUAUCUUCUGUAAGCCACCCGAAUCUUGUUCGCCUUUUAGGGUUUUGUAUCGAAAAAGGCGAACAAAUAUUAGUUUAUGAAUUCAUGCCAAAUGGGACGCUUUGUCAACAUUUACAAAAGGAAAGAGGAAAUGGUCUUCCAUGGAGGAGAAGGUUGACCAUUGUGACUGAAACAGCACACGCGAUUGCUUAUCUUCAUUCUUCCAUGAACCCCCCGAUUUAUCAUAGAGAUAUCAAAUCCAGCAACAUACUUUUGGAUUACAAAUUCAGUUCAAAAGUUGCGGAUUUUGGUCUUUCUAGAGUUGGGAUCACGGAUGAGUCACACAUUUCAACUGCACCUCAAGGGACACCUGGCUAUGUGGACCCACAGUAUCAUCAAAACUAUCAUCUUUCGGAUAAGAGUGAUGUGUAUAGCUUUGGGGUUGUUCUUGUGGAGAUAAUCACAGCUUUGAAGGUGGUUGACUUGUCAAGGCGGAGCACUGAAGUCAACCUGGCGGCUUUAGCUGUAAACAAGAUCGGUCAAGGGCGUGUGGACGAGAUUAUCGAUCCGUUUUUGGAUCCGAAUAGGGACGCAUGGACGCUUUCGUCAGUUCACAAGGUUGCUGAGCUGGCGUUUCGGUGUUUGGCUUUUCAUGGAGACAUGAGACCUUCAAUGACAGAAGUUGCAGAUGAGUUGGAGAUGAUUAGAAUGAGUGGUGAGGAUGAUGUCAGCAUGACACCAUUAUCAGUCACCUCUUCUUCUUCGGUGGCGGGUGUAGGAAGCCGGAAAUUAGUGGUCCCACAGAUGAUAUCGAAUUGUUUGACUAAGUCAAAGGAGAAAGAUACGUCACCGGUGUCUGUGCGGGACCCGUGGUUAAGUGAACAGAGCUCACCCUCGACUAAUAGUUUGUUAGGCAACAUUGUACAGUGAACUCUAAUAAAUUGUGUAAUUUCUUGUUUUUUUUUUUCAAUCUUAAUCAUGUAUAAGAGUUAAGAGUUAAGACACAUCAC